GAGCGCCGGGGGAUGCGGAGCGGCCGGGCCCCGGGCAGAUGAUGGCGAUACGCGAGCUGAAAGUGUGUCUGCUUGGAGAUACUGGGGUUGGGAAAUCAAGCAUCGUUUGUCGAUUUGUCCAGGAUCACUUUGAUCACAAUAUUAGUCCUACUAUUGGAGCAUCCUUCAUGACUAAAACUGUGCCUUGCGGGAAUGAGCUUCAUAAAUUUCUGAUCUGGGACACAGCUGGUCAGGAACGGUUUCAUUCCUUGGCUCCAAUGUACUACCGAGGUUCGGCAGCAGCCGUGAUCGUUUAUGAUAUCACCAAACAGGAUUCGUUUCAUACUUUGAAGAAAUGGGUGAAAGAACUAAAAGAACAUGGUCCUGAGAACAUUGUAAUGGCCAUCGCUGGAAACAAAUGUGAUCUUUCUGAUAUCAGGGAAGUUCCUGUGAAGGAUGCCAAAGAAUAUGCAGAAUCUAUAGGUGCAAUUGUUGUUGAAACCAGUGCAAAGAAUGCUGUUAACAUUGAAGAACUUUUUCAAGGAAUAAGUCGGCAAAUUCCACCCUUAGAUCCUCAUGAAAAUGGUAACAAUGGAGCAAUCAAACUUGGAAAGCAGACUUCACAGACGGGUAGGCGGUGCUGCUGACCCAACUUGAUCUUUUUAGAUUUACUUGAAAAAGAGCACCAUUUGCUUUUUUUCACUGAGAAAGGACUUCAUGAUCUCAGUGAUGUGGCUUUUUAUCUUGAAAGCAGUAAUUUCAAUACUUCCCAUGAGCAAUAAUGCAAGGACCAGAAGCAGAAAGCUUUACUUUAAAGGGAUUUUGCUAAACCUAGUUGGAAAGUCCUCUCUAAUAUCCUGUCAAAAUUACAAUGUCAAAGUACUCUGAUUCUCUGUUUAAACCAAUGACUUUUUUUUUUUUUUGUUUUGUUUUGUUUUGGUUUGUUUUUUUAAUAAAAAGAUCCUUUUAUAUAUAAAGUUUAGAUUUGCUGCAAAACCUUCUCUUCUUACAUUGCAAAGUGGACUUGGCAUGUUUUUAGUGUUUUCUCUGUAAAAACAGGGUGAAAAAAAACCCCUACAACCUGAAUUUUGGCUUAUAGUUUUUCUGCCAUCUUUCUAGCUGGACUGUGCUUCAGUAUUUUUCUAAACCUGUAGCUUCGUCUAGUACUUUUAGUACAUCAGCAAGAAAUGGACUGAAUUUGCUAACUAGAAGAAAAAAAAAUGGAUCCAAAGGACGAAUGAGUGCAGUUUUUACAGGCUAGAAGUCAAAAUCUGUGUCAGGAGGUGCUGUGUAUGUGAAAGAAGGAGUUGUCAUGAAGGAGACUGCUGGGUGCCAUGCAGUGUCAGUCUGCUCUGGAAAGAAGUGAAGAUGCAGCCACUGUGCUUUGCAUGAAUUGGUUCCCUUUCCAGGGCGUAGGCUUCAUUAAUUAUGGAAAUUGUAGAAAGAACGUAAACACCAGCUUAAUCUCCACUACUUACCAGGUUUCUUCCAAAUCUGUGCCCCAGACCAAAGUUGUCUCUGCUCAAAGAUGCCACUUGCUUGGUUUCUAAAAGAGGGUGCCACAAUACCCCAAUCCUCAUGGUCUCACUGCUGUGCUUCAAGAAGUCUUCAAGUUGGAAGCAUUAUAUUUCUGUACAAAAACAGCUAAGAGAGCACAAUAUAAUUUGGGGUUAAAGGCUAGAAUCUAAUAAAACAAACCAGAAUGUUUCUUUGCAAAUGCAAUUCUGUGAAUUUGUGGAGUAGUCUCCUCACUUGUUUGGCAGUGUGGUAUGGAAGACCUGCUGCGUGACACCUUUGAAGCUUGAUGCACUUGCAAAUGCAGCAUAGGAAAAAAAAAAUCCAAUAGGUGGCUAUGAACUAGAAAUAAUGUAAAACUGUAUGCGUUCUCCACUUUCAUCUUUUAUGAAUGUUUGUGACUGAGAUGAUAAAAUCCAAAUUUAUCUUCUUCAUCUUUCAUUGGAAAUCAGAACUAGGGUGAGAAAUGCGGGCUUCAAAACCAGAGCCUCUCCUGCAUUCCACAACAUUAAUUUGUUCUCUUAUGAAGAAAAUUAACCUCACUGCACAUUUGUUGGGGGACUUAUGAAAAGCAAACAAAAGGGAAAAACAACUUUCCACAAUAAAUUAUGAACAGGCAGGCUAGAGCUGGGCUUCUGUGUUUAUACAUAAAGACCAGACCUUAUUGCUUAGUUGUGAGAUUGCUUUGAUAAAAUGGCACUAAUUAUUAGGGCUUGAAACAGAGCCAGAUGAACUCAGUGGGAACGUUUCUUUGUCUUCAGAGGGCUUUAAGUAGUUAUAGAGGGGAACAGUCCCACUGGAUUUUAUUUAAGCAACUAAACUGCAUUGUUUUUUCACAUAAUCCAUUUCUCAGAUAUUUUGGACACUUCUGAAAGCACUCAUACUUGAAAAUAUGCCCUUGGAUAAUAGACAGACUCAGACACCUACUGUGAGAAAGGCUAUUUUGGGUAAACUUUCAGUUGUCACCUGUACUUAUACAUGAUCCAUAUUGCUGCUUCACUGCAGCAACUAUUUUACAGAUAAUCCAGGGUUACGUAAGUGCAAAUUCAGCAGUCGUCAUUGUUGCUAGCUGGGGAGGGAGACAGGCUUCUUUGGGGAACGUUUCAUUCCAUCCAAGCAAGUCUGCCAGGGGCGCCUGGCUCUUUCACCUGGCUGUUAGAGGGAGAGGUUAACCUGGCCUUCAGCGCUAAAGAAAGAUCAAACUCGGCAACAUUACAGAUGCAUAUAAUUUAUGGGAUCUUUGACCCAAUGCUGCAAGAGGUCUGGUUCUUCCUAAAUAAAACUCAGUAAAAGGCGAGACCUGUUACCAAGAAAACAAGGUGAGAUCGAACCCAUUUUUAAAAGGUGUCAUAAAUUUUACUUCAACGUAUGGUAGUUAUGCAUAACUGAUUUUUAAGCUUUUAUAAAUAUUUGUGGCAUAUUUCUUUUUUUUACCAUGACAUCUCAAAACUCAUUAAACCUUACUUGAGAUGUCUGAAAGCAUUAUAAGACAUUUCUGUGAGUACCUUGUAUACUCUAAUUUAUGCUAGAACUGGCCGUUGAUGCUGAUCUGUAUGGGAUAUUGUCCUAAAGAACCAGCUCUUACAGCUACCAUUGAGCUGUAUGUGAAUCAGAACAACUUCAUGAGUUAUAUGUUAAAAUUCCUUUAAAAAUUGAAGUUGUUGCAAUUGUUCUCUGGCAGAUUUUUAAAUUCAAAUGCUGGCUAAGUAGGCUCAAAGAUACUUUUGCAUUUUGUGGGCCAAAUCUAAAUCACCUUAUUCUGCUUUUAGUCAAGAAAAAUACUUACAUGAAUAAGGAUUCUGAUUGUGUACAUUCUUGAGAUUUGGGUUACAGUAAGCUUCAGUAGGGAACUCUGAAGUCACAGGUGAAGAAAUAAUAGGCUGCUGUGCAGAGCAGCUCGCAUUUUUUUUGAAGACAGGGUUUGCCUUUGACAAUGAUGUUGCCUCUCUGCUGUUCAUCAAAGCUGAAGUGCAGCUUUAACCUGCCUCUUGAAAUGGCGGAACGGUUUGUUUUAAAAAUUGUGAUUUUUCAAAUGUAAAAUUAAUUAUUUCUGCUUCCUUUUGUUGCCUGUGUUUCUUGGAAAGUAUCACCACCCUUCAUAAACAGUCAUAAAAAUGAUAUACAGAAAACUCCCAAACUCUGAGUCAAAAGUUCCAGCAGCAAUUGGAAUUCUUCUUAGUUAAUGGCUUGUGAAAAGCUAAAUUCAGGUUACUCCUGGGGAGAUUCCGAUUGGAAACGGGAGGAAAAUGUUUCACAAUGAAAACAGCCUCCCCAGGGAAGUGGUGGAUUCCCCAACACUGGACACUUUUAAAACUCAGCUGGACAGGGUGCUGGGCCAUCUUGUCUAGACCGUCCUUUUGCCAAGAAGGGUUGGACCAGACGGAUCCUUAAGGGCCCUUCCGACCUGGUAUUCUAUGAUUCUACAAAUUACUGUACAGGAGCACCUGACUCUGUAGCUGAUCUGCUCUAAUACUAAUAACUGCAGUUCCAGACUGGCCAGCUGGUGCUGGAUUUGUCCGAGAUUGGUUUUCUCAAGAGAGCUGGCAGCAGGACUGAGGCACAGGCUGCAGUGCCAAGGAUGUUUGGUGGAGCUUGUUUGCUCUGUGACUCAAGACUGUGACUGUCCAGUUGUGGGUGACUUGCUUUUCUGGCUUGUCAUGAAGUAGUUUAAAAACAAGAUUAUGAAGGAACUAGUUUUCAUAUAUGCUCUGUAUAUGUGUGUGUAUAUAAGUACAGUUUUAUAUUGUUAUGCUGACAUGUAGUGUUUUUUCACUAUGUCUCAUUCUCAUAUACUGCACAUUGUAUUCUGUAAGUACAUUUUUUUGUUAAUCAUCAUUUGACCUUUAUGAACUGAAAGUUAGGGAUCAAAGGUAGCAAGAAGAUGGAGGUACACAUAGGUACAGUUGUUGACUUGCCAUUCUUAUGCAUGAAAAUGGCAUAUUAUAGAAAAAGUUUGUCUUACAGACUGAGAAAUCUAAAAGGCCAUCUUUAUCCAAGAUUUGGGACUCAGAAGUAAUAACAUGACACUUAAAAAAAAAAAAAAAAGAAAAUAAAAAAAAAUAUUAUUUUGUUCAUGGUACAGCAGGUCUAUCUAAACUGCUACAGUGUAACAUGGGUCUGUAUCAAUACCUAGAGAAGUUACCUGUCAUCCCUUGUCUUUACUAAACCUUCAUGGCACAUGGUAAUAAGCGUGACUAGAUAUAUUAUACAUGUGAGCACUCUGACUAUAAGCAGACCUUUUCAGUAAAAUGAUGAUGUAUUUUACUAUCCUACCCUUAAUUAUUUAAACCAGAGUCAGUGAUAAACUGUAAGUUUAAAAUCACCUGCAAAGUACUCUUCCUCUGUUUUGUUUAUAUAAGGGCUUUGACUGGGCUGGACCCACUUGCUUCAUGUAUGGGAUGCUGCAAUCUGUUAAUACUUUACCUUCUGUUUUACCCAUUAAUUGUAUCAUAUCUAAUAAUAUUUUUUGCCCUAAAAUGUAGUUUUUCUGUUUUAUUUAACCUACAAUGAUUAAUGCUAAUAAAUGUUUUUAAA
Tyto alba (common barn owl) is the source of this 5028-nucleotide messenger RNA. RefSeq names its product RAB31, member RAS oncogene family (gene RAB31). The record is from RefSeq and is a predicted model, not a curated record. NCBI's taxonomy places the organism in Eukaryota, Metazoa, Chordata, Aves, Strigiformes, Tytonidae. Gene Ontology annotation, molecular function: GTPase activity; GTP binding. Bases 39 to 626 code for a protein of 195 amino acids. The transcript is spliced from 7 exons.